GCCUGAGCUCCGUCCCUCUAGCGGCUGUGAGCGGAGGGGAGACGCCUUUCUGCAUGUUCACCGGGCCCGCUGCUUCUGUCAACUCCACCGUUCACCUCUAAAACAUGGAUUUCGGAGAUCUGUUUGACGAGCGGACGUUUCCUUUCUCCGACUUUCAGGAGUUUUCGUUUCUCCCUGGACAUCAGCAGCUGGCAGACCGAGUCCGGAAGCGUCUGUAUUACGGCCUGGAUCCGGACACGUCUCUGGACGCGCUGUCCUGUCCGGUCACCGAUAUCGCUGUUGAACUGCUCCAGAAAUCUGCCCCAAGCCCGAUACGAAAGCUCCACAAGAAAUAUGCCGCACAUGUAGCCAGAGAAGCAUGCAUCUCCCCAUGCGCUAUGAUGUUGGCCCUGGUUUACAUCGAAAGGCUCCGGCACAGAAACCCUGAGUACCUGCAGCAGAUCUCCUCCUCCGACCUCUUUCUGAUAUCCAUGAUGGUGGCCAGCAAAUAUUUGUACGAUGAAGGUGAAGAAGAGGAGGUUUUCAAUGACGAAUGGGGUGCAGCCGGGAAGUUGGAUGUGCACACUGUCAACACCCUGGAGUUGAAUUUCCUCAGUGCUAUUGAUUGGAGUCUGUUCACUGAGCCCACUGAGUUCUUUAAUGUGUUGAACCAAAUUGAGACCAGCAUUGCGGAACGGCAGGGCAUGAAGCGGGGCUGGUUUACUUACACAGACCUUUGUGUGCUUCUGGAGCAGUCCAACUGGAGGCAGGUGCUAACGGCCAUCUAUCAGCACUUUGCCAAGGUCACAUGUGUGCUGGGUCUCCUCUACUUGACCAGCGUGGCCGGACUCAUCGCAGCCUCAGCCGUCCUGCGCCAGCUCAGCCUGCCAAACGCCAGUCGCUCUCCUCUUGUCCCGGUCGACGUGAUGGACCCUGCCCUCCUGCAGCCCUCUGAACAUCUCUCCAGCCUUCAACCACACACACCCUCCACAGCCCCCCAUCUUCGCUGCUGUGUCUUGGGCAACGAAAGCCAAAAACCCCGUGUUCCCAUCUCGCCGGAUUUUCACCACGACCACCACAAUCACCACGGCCCCUCCUCACACUCUACCUUCCCUCAGUACUCUGCAUUCUCUCUCUUCGGUUCCCUGUUCUCGGCCCUCGCUUCUUCAGACCCCUCGCCACAGGAGUGCACCGACCCCCUGUUCUUCUGUCACAGCCACCUGGAUGGUUUUCCCCCGUCGCAGUGCGGGGCUCGUAACGUUUCCACAAACCAUCACCUGUCCUGGUACAACUGGCUCGCUACACCGUGGCUGUCUCCUGUUUUGCUUAGUGAGGGUCCUUUAAUCCCGGUGGCCACCCUUCAGAGACGCCCCUGUUGCCCCGAGACUGCACUGCCUUUUGGGAAAUCGCCAGCGCUCCUCAUACCUGCUUGAAGAUGGUCUGCCAAAUCCCUGCUCAUGGUUGUGGAAUCAUACCAGCUCAUCUUUUAGACUCUCCUGAUUUAUAAUACCUCCCUUGGUUUUUCUAUGGGGUUUCUAUGCUUAAAAACUUCUAAUUGCUUUUAUGCCCAGAGCACAGCGACCCAACGUUCUCCAACAAAUGCCAACAAAACUGCAUGUGAUUGUGAUUGACAUGGCUUUUGAAGGUCUAGAUUUUAGGGUAAUAUGAACAGCCCACAUUGGGUUGUUGGUGUUUGUUGGUAAAUGUUAAGUCUUUAAAAGCCUUUAAAAGCACUUAUGUCCCAUUGGCCAGUGGUCGUGGUUGCGCACUUGUCUUGCACAUUUGAAUAUUUUCUUGCUAGAACUCGACUUGGAGCAAUCUUAUUUAUAAGCUGAAAAAUUGGAUCAGGCAUGUAAGAGCAGCGAAAACAUUAACGUACAGGGCAGGACCAGGAUUCUGAACCUUUACAGUGGGCUAAGGAUAAGCUGCAAAUGUAAAUACGUUAUAUGGGUUGAAUACGAGAUAAAGGUUUAGUGAAUUUAAAGAAGCUACCUGUAAGGUAUCCAUGUUUAUGUCUAUAGUCUUCACAACUUACCAACAAAACUUUAAAAACCUAAACGAGGCAUUGAUCUCAUUGGAAAAUCUCUCCAAAGGCCAGUUUAGCUCUUGUGCCAAAUUCGUUCCAACUUGGCCUCUGUGGUUCAGUUUAUUGCACCACACAAGUGUGCAUUUGCAAUAAGUUUAGCUUGAUAUAUCAACAAGAACGACAGAAUUUAGGAGCUUUUACAGGUUAGUUUUGCUUAUAAUCUUCUGCCAUUUGAAUCCUACCUUGACUUUGUCUCCCAGCGCAUUUUAACCAAUGUGGUGUGUUGCCUUUUUUAUAUAACACAUUUAUAUGGGAAUAUUUCACAUCCUAAAAUAAGACGUUGACAGAAGUGCACACAAGCACAGGAAACGACGAGUGAGGAUUUUUUUUGUUAGUUGCUUUUAACUUUAAAAGUAUGUAGCUCUGGUUUGGAAAUGGUUUGCGAGUUGAUUCUGUUAUUGCGUUAUGCUCUUGAGGGAUUGUAAUGUUGUCCAUUGCCAAUGAACAAGCAUCUACUGCUAGAUUGGUUCAGGUUUAGUUUUUUUUUAUUUUUUUUUUUAUUGCAAACAUAAGGUAAUAGGAAAGUAAGAGGUUCAUACAGCUGUUCUGUUUUACAACAAAAAAACUGAACAUUGAA
Pygocentrus nattereri (red-bellied piranha) is the source of this 2642-nucleotide messenger RNA. RefSeq names its product cyclin Pas1/PHO80 domain containing 1 (gene cnppd1). Gene Ontology annotation, biological process: regulation of cyclin-dependent protein serine/threonine kinase activity. The coding region runs from base 105 to 1412 and encodes 435 amino acids. The record is from RefSeq and is a predicted model, not a curated record. The transcript is spliced from 8 exons. Gene Ontology annotation, cellular component: cyclin-dependent protein kinase holoenzyme complex; nucleus. Gene Ontology annotation, molecular function: cyclin-dependent protein serine/threonine kinase regulator activity; protein kinase binding. Lineage: Eukaryota; Metazoa; Chordata; Actinopteri; Characiformes; Serrasalmidae.